CCCAAACGGGUACCUGAAAAUAAGAGCUUAAAAAAAAGGUGCACACAAACACCUUUCCUCGACUUCCACCAACGCUCUCCUCUUCUUUCUUUUUCUCAUCGCCAUCCCCAUCUCCCUCCCCCCUUCAUCAUCCCACGCAUAAACAGUAAUUCAAUGCUGGCACGGAACCACAAUGACCUCUCCGCGAGACAUCACCUAGACAGCAACAACACCUCCCCCGCCAGCUCUCAGACUCACGCUCCCUAUCGACCCCACCGUGCCAAGAGAGCUAUUCCAGACCCCACUGGUGCCUCCCCACUGCGGCCAUCUCUCUCGCAGCUCUCGCUCUUCGACGAUCAUUCAUCUGUAACCCAUGUCUCCCUGCCCUCAUCCCCCUCCACCGCCUCACUCGCCAGCAGUCUGGCCGAGGCACGCCCGCUCGAAUCAGGCAUCGAUCUCCAGGAGGCUCCAAGGCCCCUCAACAGGAGAUCGAAUCGGGAUUUCAGAGUCAUCCCUGCUGCAGAGAUCGAGGUCAUGAACGAGACCAAUCUUCAGGAGAGCAUCCGGCACAGCAAGAGCGCGCAAAAGAAUACUCGUCAACAGCAACAACAACCACAACCACAACAGCAAAAGGACGCCUCUGUGUGCGGUGCACAGUACCAGCCAUUGCAACUGCAGCUGCAAUCUGGGCAAUCUGGGAGCAAAUUGAACGAUAAGAGCCCCAUUCUGGAGGUUGAUGAAGAGGAGAGCUACUUUGGAGACAUCCUCGACAAGUACUGUAACAACUCGGACGACGACCCCACCUCGCCUAUCACCGCCUCACCGACCUCCCCCUUCUCGAAGGCACCAGGAUGGAAGACCUUUAACUCACCGCAGCCCCCGACCCCACCAGUCUCACGCUCCUUCAAUCUCCCAGAGACCUUCGCUCCUCCAAGGCGAGAGAGAACAGGAGCUGGUGCCCCUACUCCAUCAUCCACGAGAAACAGCAAGCCUUCCUCGUCAUCCGGGCUGUCAUCCCAGGAUUCCAGUCAUCUCUAUCAGGAACGCAGCUGGAACAACAGCAACCCUGGCAUUUCCUCGGCAUCAUCGUCGCCCAUAAAUGCAGCCUCUGCAAAGCUCCAUAUGUAUCAGCACGCUUCUACCGCCAGCGACAGUCGUGAAUCACUUACAAAGUUGAAUGCAUCCUCUUCAACAAGUAGCGCGCGAGCUUAUACAAAGAGACUACCACCGCCUCCUAAAGACGUCGCUACCGAAUCUUUCUCAAAGAACGCCUCGGACUCAUCAUCACCUGUCUAUCCCACAAGAGGAUCUUCAUCUUCGGCGCCACCUUCGUCACAUCAACAGGAAACAAGAAGUACUGGUCGUAGUCAUCCUCAAAAUCACCAUCAUCUUGAUCAAAGAGAAACCAGACCGGAGCCUCCUCCUAAGGACAUUUCUCGACGCAUUCACAACACCAAUAGUAACAGCACUGGUAAAGCCGCGACCACCGCCAGUAACGAUAGCAGCAGUAACAUCAGUUCUCAGCCGCCAAAGCUCUCUCUGGAUACUCAUCCGUCAGGACACUUUAACAGCUUUUCGGACGUGGUGGAGGCUUCAAUAAGCCAACGCAAGGGUCCAUCAUCUGCUACUAGUCCAACAUCUAUGUUGUCUUAUAAGCAAGAGCCACUAUCGCAACCAUACGCGCACCAUCAGUCAUCACCUCGCCCAAGGACCAACUCCACACAAACCCACUCGAGUACUACAUCGUCUCAGGGAACGAGUCGAUCUUUGACGCAGCAAUCACACCAGGCUUAUGGUCAAAGUGGAUGGAACGAACAAGAACAGAAUCAACGAUACAAUCAGGGACAUGGGCAGGGCCAAGGACAGGAUAGAGGCCAGGGCUCGCGAGAUCAAAGUCGUCAUGGACAUCAUGGCUACGAUCAAGAUCGCCAUGCCCAACAUUAUCAGUCCCACCAACACCAGAAGCAGCACCCACACUCCCAGCAUCAGGAUGGUCUCCAUCGCAUGCACGGAUCAACGUCGCAGCUGGAUUUGACAGCAUCAGGUAGACAGCCAUCUGCCUACCCUGCGUCAGUCCCAUCCCGGUCAUCCAGUCAGCCUACUCCUUUUCUGAAUGAGCGCGCCAGAUCCUAUAGCCAGGGAUCAGUCUCCACCACCUCGUCAGCAACACGAUCUGGAUACCCAGGAUCCUCCCGUGGGCUCAAAUCAGCUCUGGUCAAGACCCCUAUUGCCCGCGCCAGAGCCAAAGAGGUGCAUGGACCACGCAAGGUGCUCUUUGGCGAGAUGAUCACUGUGGUGACGAUCGAGCGCGCAGAGACACCUCCUCCGGCCCCACCCCUGGACAAGAAGGCGAAAAAGAAGCUGAUUCAGGCCAAGAAGAGCGCCAGCAAGAAUGGCAAGGGUGGUCAAAUGCAAAACUUUGAUCCCGAGUACAACGCCGCGUACUUUAAUUCGCCCUAUACCCCUACACCUGCCGAAGUCGUGGUCACGCUCGCGCCCUGGAUCGGAAACCCGAAUUAUGAUGAGGAGAAACAAAAUUCGAAGUUUUAUUACGACGAUGAAUACGAUCACGAGUACGACGAUGAGGAAUACGAGGCCCCAUACCAGUCUGACAUUCGAUUGGGCCCUGAAGACGAUGAAGACGACGAGGACGAGGAUGAUGAGGACGAGGACGAGGACGAAGAGUACAGGGCUCGCGCCUGGGGCCAUGGCAUUGCAGGUCCAGGAGGAGCACUGCCAAAGAAGAAGGGAGGCAUGUUCAAGUUCAAGCGAGCGGUGAACAAGCUGCUCCACAAUUAGAAAGCUGCCAU
Molecule: messenger RNA, 2789 nt
Organism: Gamsiella multidivaricata
Lineage: Eukaryota; Fungi; Mortierellomycota; Mortierellomycetes; Mortierellales; Mortierellaceae
Exons: 1
Coding region: 154-2778 (874 amino acids)
Source: RefSeq, a predicted model, not a curated record